AUGGGCGGCUCGGACGAAGAGAAGGAGAAGGAGAAAGAGCGCAAGAGGGAUAUAGUGGGAGACUUUCUGAAAAAGAAUUUGAAUAAAGGCGAAAUAGCAUUGAAGCAUGCAGUGGGUCUCGGCAGCCAGCCCAAUGUCGUCCCAGUCACUGAACCUGUUGUCGAUGGACCUCGUCGCCCUGUCGAGGUUGGGUGGCAUCCUGUCGGCGGAUUUGCCGGAAAGUGGUUUGCGGAAGAGACGGGACUGGGCAAGAUGAUCACGGAGAAGAUCAACAAGUAUCCUGAUCCGACGCAGCAUUGGGCUGUUCUCGUUGGUGACUAUGCUCAUCAACUAUGGAUGGAUGAGAACUUUGAUGUCAUUUACACGAAUGCAAAGAUUGAGCGAGAAGAGUGGCGGACGUUUCCGGUUGGAGAGACGCGCUUCAAUGAUGAUGCCUUAAGGCGAGCUGGCGAAUCAGUCAUCCACAGUAUCAGAGAGAGGCAGCCUACCUACAACCUCAUAACCAAUAAUUGCCAGACGUACGUCCUCCAGCUCCUCGACGCCAUUAAGGUUGGUGUGAAUAAAGAGUUCGGUACUACCCUGGCUGUUUAUGAGAGAGUUUUUGGGCCAGGCAAGAUCAAGGAUCUCUUCGAUGGCGAAGAGAAACCGGAAAAUCAGCAACAGCACCAGAUUGAGCAGGGAGGAGAACCUGGAGCAGAGGCGGGAACACAAGGGCCGAUGCACCCAGGCAGAUCGGAUACAGUCAAUCUGGCACAGGAUGUCAUGAACCAGAAUACCAAUCAACUAGACACCGAAAGGGAGAUGGAGAGGCACGAGGGCGAGAAAGAUGAGAAGGAGACGAAGAAGAAGGGCUUCUUCUCGCGCUUUAAGCGAAGUAAUAGUUAG
Molecule: messenger RNA, 885 nt
Organism: Fusarium proliferatum ET1
Lineage: Eukaryota; Fungi; Ascomycota; Sordariomycetes; Hypocreales; Nectriaceae
Exons: 4
Coding region: 1-885 (294 amino acids)
Source: RefSeq, a predicted model, not a curated record